Molecule: messenger RNA, 2274 nt
Organism: Colletotrichum tamarilloi
Lineage: Eukaryota; Fungi; Ascomycota; Sordariomycetes; Glomerellales; Glomerellaceae
Product: DnaJ domain-containing protein
Exons: 5
Coding region: 1-2274 (757 amino acids)
Cellular component (GO): cytoplasm; nucleus
Molecular function (GO): heat shock protein binding
Source: RefSeq, a predicted model, not a curated record
AUGUCAUCUCCCGACGAGCUUGUUGACGACAGUCCCCCCGAGAUCGAUCCCUAUGAGAUUUUGGGACUCGAACGCGAGGCUACACCGGAACAGGUCAAGUCUGCCUACCGAAAAGCAGCACUCAAGAACCACCCAGACAAGGUCUCCGACGACCAGAGAGAUGAGGCGAAGGAAAAGUUCCAAGCCAUCGCUUUCGCAUACGCCAUUCUCUCUGACCCGGCACGACGCAAGCGAUACGACACAACCGGUUCUACAUCCGAGUCCAUCAUCGACUCCGAGGGCUUCAACUGGUCCGACUACUACCGCGAACAAUUCCAAGAUGCAAUCUCUGCAGAAGCCAUCGAAAAGUUUGCCAAGAAGUACAAGGGCUCCAACGAGGAGAAGGACGACGUCUUGAUCGCCUACGAAAACUCCAAGGGCGACAUGGACGGGAUCUACGAAUCAGUCAUGCUAAGCGACGUGCUCGAGGACGACGAACGGUUCCGCCAGAUCAUCGACGAGGCUAUUGCCAGCGAAGAUGUCCAGGCAUACAAGCGAUACACAAAGGAGAGCAAGCUGUCAAAAGCGGCUCGCGUCAAGGCAGCAAAGGGCGAGGCGAACGAGGCCGAGGAAUACGCUAAGGAGCUGGGAGUCCACGACAAACUCUUUGGCGACAAAAAGGGCAAGGGGAAGAAGAAGGGCAAGGAUAGUGGAGAGGCCGACCUGGCCGCGCUCAUCAAGGGCAACCAGCAAAAACGCGCCGGGUUUCUGGACGAUCUCGCUGCCAAGUAUGGAGCCACCAGUCAGCCUAAAAAGGGCAAGAAGAGGGUCGUGGAGGAGGAAGAGCCAUCAGAAGAGGCAUUUCAGGCUGCAGCUGCACGGCUGAAGAAGCCCAAGGCAGACGAAAGCAAAUCUGCUAAAGCGGGCGGCCUCUAUCCGCAGUACUGCCUGCAACGCUCCCCAACCUUCAACACAUGGUGCCUCAUGCAGGCAUCCGACGUCCACGCCCUGAAAACCGUGCCUGAAUAUGAAGUUCAAAACUUCUACUUCUACAAGAACCUGCCUAUCAAAUGGGCACGAAUCAUCGGCAUCGUCGUUGCCGUGGACGACUUCCCGGGCCGGCGCAUCUACACGGUUGACGACAGCAGCGGGGCUUGCAUCGAAUGCACAGUCGCGACAAAGACACCGCCGUCCGACAACAGCGCUACCAAUCUGGACACCAACGGGUGGUUCACCAAACGACCGCAGCCGCAGCCUCCUGCCGACUGUGUCGACGUAGAUGUCGGCACCGUCAUCGAUAUCAAGGGAGGACUGGCUAUGUUCCGUGAGGAGAUGCAGAUCAGGAUCGAAAAGGUCAAGAUUCUCCGGUCCACGGAGGAAGAAGUGGCGCUGUGGGAGAAGCGCACGCGGUUCCGGAACGAGGUGCUUCUGCCGCCGUGGGUGCUUAGUGAGAGGCAGAUUCGGAAGUGUAAGAAGGAAGGGAUGAGGGAUGCCGAGAGCGAGGAGAGGAAGCGCAAGAGGGAGAGGAGGCGCGAGGAGAGGAAGAAGGAGGAGGAGGAGAUGCGGCGCAAGACUGAGGCUGCCGAGGCGGCGGCUGCGCAGGAGAACCGGUAUCGUGCAUACAAGUUGAAGAAAGCAGAUGGAUCGCGGCCGAUGGUACAGACCAGCCAGGUCGUUACGGCAGUUCCAACCACAACAGCGGCUGCAGCUGCCCCUAUCGUGGAGGAUCGAUACCAUGCGUACAAGUUGAGGAAAGGAGACGGAUCGCGCCCGAUUGCGUAUGCUGGCCAAGUCAUCGCGGCGGUACCGACAGAGGCUACGGCUGCGUCGGUCGUGGAGGACCGAUAUCGUGCCUACAGUCUGAAGAGGGGACACUCAAUCCAAGAACAGCAGCCUCAACGAGUCGCGAGGCCGGCUCCGAGUCCGGCCGCGGAAGACCGUUAUACAGCCUACAAGAUCAAGAAAGGAGGAGACAGUCGGCCGGUCAUGAGGCCAGAUGCUACGACUAUUGACACCGCUGCUGCCGAGGCCGUGGAAGAUCGGUACCGCGUUUACAAGCUGGGCAGUUCAUCUACACAUGUUCCAGUUCACAGCAGCAAGCCAAGUGUGGCCACUGACAUUCGCCAAGAUGACGCCAAGGAUUUCUCCAAGAUCAUAUUGCCUGGUGACAGGCAGAAGAAGCUGGUUACACCGAGAAGAAGCAACCUCUUGUCGCCAAUGCGUCAGCAAAGGGCAUCUUCUGACCACUGUCGUCAACCUCAGCUCAACAUCUGCUCUCGCAACAAUGGUCUGUAG